This is a messenger RNA of Schistocerca nitens (vagrant locust), 4510 nucleotides long. RefSeq names its product DNA polymerase subunit gamma-1, mitochondrial (gene tam). Gene Ontology annotation, biological process: mitochondrial DNA replication. Gene Ontology annotation, cellular component: mitochondrion; gamma DNA polymerase complex. The record is from RefSeq and is a predicted model, not a curated record. NCBI's taxonomy places the organism in Eukaryota, Metazoa, Arthropoda, Insecta, Orthoptera, Acrididae. The transcript is spliced from 13 exons. Gene Ontology annotation, molecular function: DNA binding; DNA-directed DNA polymerase activity; 3'-5' exonuclease activity. Bases 142 to 4365 code for a protein of 1407 amino acids.
GCGUUGGCAUAGGCGUGAGAAUGUAAACAAAACAUUGUAGAAGAUGGAGCUGAUUGGGAAAAUAAGCGUCUUUUCGGUGCAUGCAAAAACUUUUUGACAUCUUUGUUGACGGACACGGUGAAACGGAGACACUGAACCAGUAUGAGAAAGCAUGGAGAGCACAUUUUUUUGUUGUGCUUACAAAAACUUCUUGCAAGCCGCAUUGUGUCUCAUGUUGAGUUAUCAGUUCUAAACAAGAGGUACUGUAGUACUUUCUGUAAACCAAGCAGUCAUAGAGCAGUAGCAGCAGACGCAAAUCACUCCGAGGAACCAGCUGAUGUAUCAAGGAGACUGAAGGCAGCAGAAAAAUGUCAUUCCAGCAAGUCAGGUGGAUUAGUAAGAGAACCAGAAAUACUGCAAGAAACACUAGGAAACUCUGAAAGCACCAUUCAGCUAAAGAGCUUAGACUUAGCAUUGUCAGAAUGUCUGGAAGAGAAUGACAAUAAUUUGAACUUGUUUAACAGAACUCAGUAUUCUAUUGUAAAUAAAGAUGGGCUUAAUAAUGACAAAAAUGAUAAGUUACAUUACACUGGGAAAAUUAGAAGUGUUUCAUCAGAAAUAGCUUACACCUCCAAGUGCAAAAAUAUUAAAAAAAGGAUCAAAGUUAAAAAUGUGGAUUCAGAUGCGCUUUUGGUUUGGGGCAAAGACUCUCAUCCAGGUGAUGCCUAUAGUACAGAAUCUGCUGCAAUUCAUCCAGCAGCAAACUCAUAUCAAGAAACAAGUACCACAGUGCCGCAGAAAAGAAUUUCGAGAUAUAGUUUCAAACAUGUUGCAAAGAACGUGAAAAUUGCUCAUAAACUAUACAAAAAUGAGGGAAAUAAGUGUAAAGGUAUUACUCAUGGGCAACGAGAGACAGAAAUAGGUAACACGAACACUACCAAAUUAAAGAAGACAAUUUCAAAAAGGAGCACAACCACUAGUAAACGUUUCAAUGAUGUAAAUAUAGAAAUGUUACCACAAGCAAUAGGUGAACAUCUGUUUGGAGCCAAACUAAACAGUAAUAAACCAACACCUGAGCAAGUGGAAUUAUCUAGAAACGAACUUCAGAAACAUAACUUACUGAAACUUAACUCGGGAGAGAAUGCAGUUGCCGUAAUGAAUGACAAAGGUGGAGAAGUUUUUGAAGAACUGGAACUAAAUAACUCUGUUUUGUCUAAUGACACUGACAAGUUGCCAAAAUCAGUCAUUAGUGAUAUGGAAGGGAAUAUGGGGAGAGAGAGAGAGAAAGCGUGUGACACCACACCGCCCGGUAUAGAAUCUUUGAAGCUGCCACCAUUGCUUGGCAAAGACAUUGAGGAACAUUUCUGGACGCUAGGUGAACAGCAAGCUGCACCAUAUCGGUCAUUACUACUGAAGCUUGUGGAGGCAGCAAAACUGCUACCUCGAAAGCCACAGCCUUCCCAAUGGCAGCUGCGAGCUGGAUGGACUUGCUAUGGCCCAGAUGGGAGAGCCACACCUGUUGACUACCCCCCAGAAGAUGCACUAGUGUUUGAUGUUGAAGUAUGCUGUGAGGAAGGCGUGGUGCCAACUUUAGCUGUUGCUGCUGCUCCUGAAUCUCAGUCCUGGUAUGGUUGGGUGUCCCAGUCACUGGCAGAGGGCACUCAUGGUUUUAAAGGGGCUGGAAUGCGAGUGUCGCCUGAUGAUAUGAUUCCUCUGGACUCUCGAACUCGUAGGAUUCAGGGAAACAAACAAGGCAAACAGUGCCCUCGGGUAGUUGUUGCACACCACGCGGCCUUUGAUAGAGCUCGUGUGAGGGAACAGUACAGCUUCCGUGACACUGGCCUACGCUUUGUCGACACACUUUCUCUGCACGUGUGUGUCAGCAGUGUGACAGAUGAGCAGCGCAUGCAGCUGCGGGCUGGCUUGGCAGAACAUGAGCCAUGGAGCCAGGUAGGAUCCCUCAAUGCAUUGCAAGACAUCGCCCAGCUCUACUGUCCCGACAAGCCGCCACCAGAGAAGAGCCUGAGGGACGUGUUUGUGAAGGGUUCCUUGGAUGAUAUUCGGAAGCAGUUUCCACAGCUCAUGGAUUACUGUGCAGGUGAUGUGUUUGCCACUUUGUCAGUACUGGAACAACUUCUACCACUCUUCUUUGAAAGAUUUCCUCACCCAGUUACCCUUGCUGGCAUGCUGGAACUGGGCACAGCUUUUUUACCUGUUGAUGACUCAUGGAAUCGUUACAUCAUGGAAGCUGAUGCAACUUUUGAAGAAUUGGAUUCUGAGAUUCAGUUCUUACUUGCAAAGUGCGCCAACACUGCAUGUGAACUCAUGCACAAUGAUGCAUAUCAGAGUGACACCUGGAUGUGGGAUCAGGACUGGUCACUGCAAGAGCUCAAGUUGAAACAGCAAACAAAGAAGUCUCGAAAGAGUAGGGAGAAUGAAACACCUGUGCAGCAAGAUGAUGAUAUGAGGACACCAGAAUUACAGAAAGAGAAGGCACAGCAGAGCAAUAGUGGAGAGGGAGAGAAGGAAGAAGAGGAGGAGAGCUUUAUUGUUAGGUUUGAAAGGCUGGCUAAGGAAACGGCAGCGAGGCUUCCCGCCCGUCCACCGCACAUGCCCGGGUAUCCCGCCUGGUACCGGAAGCUCUGCUCCCGCAACAUGGAUUCUGAAGACUGGAGCCCAGGACCCCAGCUCCUCACCACCGGGAUGCAGAUCACACCAAAACUCUUACGGCUGAGUUGGGAGGGAUACCCUCUUCACUUUCUGAGAGGAUAUGGUUGGGGCUUCCUCCUGCCUCAAGCAGACCAUACGUCAAAACCCGAAGACGUGCCUGUCCCAAUGAAAGAAGAUGAAAGUGAAGAAACUGAGCACUCUGCAGUAUGUAAAGGGCACGAAGAUGGCAAAAGUUGUCCACCAGAAUCGUAUCACGGCACUGGAGUGUGGACAGGGAUUGAAGUGGAAGGACACUGGUUUAUGAAGUUGCCUCACAAAGAUGGAGCAUCAGCACGUGUUGGCAAUCCUUUGUCACGGGACUUCAUGGGGAAAUUUGCAGAACACGUCCUGACUGGUGACUGGAAAGGUGCCCAGCGUGUCCUAGAAGUGGGCCGAAUGCUCACCUACUGGCGUAAUAACCGCGACCGCGUGCUGGGCCAAAUUGUCACCUGGCAUUCUCCCGACAGAGGUGUUCUCCUUCCACAGGUGAUAGUAUGUGGAACACUUACUCGGCGUGCAGUGGAGCCAACAUGGAUGACUGCGUCAAAUGCAAGGAGCGAUCGUGUGGGCUCAGAACUGAGAGCAAUGGUACGAGCUCCGCCAGGCUACUGCAUCGUUGGUGCAGAUGUGGAUUCUCAGGAGUUGUGGAUAGCCGCGCUGCUGGGAGACGCUGCUCAGACACGAAUACAUGGUGGAACACCACUUGGCUGGAUGACAUUAGCCGGGAAAAAGAAAGAUGGCACAGAUAUGCACAGUGUCACAGCCAAGGCAGCUGGCAUAACACGUGAUCAGGCCAAGGUUUUGAACUACGCACGGAUAUACGGUGCAGGCUCUGCUUUUGCCGAGCGUGUGUUGCAGCAAUUCAAUCCAGGUAUUUCAGAGAGUGAGGCUCGUUCUUCUGCAAGGCGCAUGUUUAGUCUUACCAAGGGUCGUCGGCUAUUCAGACCGCUGGAAUCUUUAGUUGAUAUCUUGGGAGAGAAACCCGUGUCCAAGACUGAAGCUCUUCGGUGUGCACGAAGGAUGGGAAAACCUGUCAGUGAACUUUUUCACCCACCUCAGUGGGAAGGAGGCACUGAAUCAGCCAUGUUCAAUCGCCUGGAGGAGAUUGCUUGCAGUGCGGAGCCACGAACCCCUUUUCUCAGCGGCCGCCUGACACGUGCUCUCGAGGACAAUGAUGACAGGACACUGCCAACAAGAGUCAACUGGGUUGUGCAGAGUGGGGCCGUCGACUUCCUCCACCUGCUGCUUGUUUCUCUUCGCUGGCUUCUGCCACUGAGUGCUCGCUUCUGUCUGAGCUUCCAUGAUGAGGUGCGUUACCUUGUCCCUGAAAGAGACAAAUAUCGUGCUGCAACAGCAAUGCACAUUUCCAACCUAAUGGCGCGUGCUUUCUGCAGCAGCCGUGUGGGCAUGUAUGACCUGCCCCUGUCUGUUGCAUUCUUCUCAUCAGUCGAAGUUGACAGAGUACUUCGCAAGGAAGCAAGUGAUGACUGUGUCACACCGUCCAAUCCUCACGGGCUGAGUCGAGGAUAUGGCAUCCCACCGGGGGAGUCACUGGAUUUAAUAACUGCUCUUCAAUUGUGCAAUUAUAAACCGUGGACAGGUCUGUCUUGUGUAAGUAAAUCGGACCAUAACACGAAGCGCAAGAAGAGAGAAGGGGAUGAAACUCAAACUGUUUGACAAAGAAGACUCUCAUAGAUGGAAAGAGGAUGGAAUGUUACAAAUACAUUUAUCUGGAUGAAUUUUCUAUUUAUCUUUGUCCCUUAUGGAAAGACACUGCAGUUUAUUAUACAUUUUUGAAAAAUAUGAUUGGAAGAAAAUAUGA